AUUUUAAAAGUGCAACUAUUUCAGAUAACCUCUAUUUGCAUGUGGUAAGAAGAACAUUGGUAGCAUUCACGUGCAAUUUUUAGAUUUGAAUAAAAUAAAGGUGUGUAUUCUUAAUUAAAUAAAAUUCUGGAUCAUAAUCUUAAGAUGGGAGAGGAAAAGCCAAUUAAAGGAGGUGAUGAGCUCUCCAAAAAGGCUCUUAAAAAACAACAAAAAGAAGCGGAUAAAGCAGCAAAGAAAGCUGAACGCAAAGCUCAAAGUCAAGCACAACAAGACGUGAAUCAAGAAGAAGAUGUAUCAGUUGGAAACUAUGGAGAAACAGGAUUAAUACAGAGUAGAGACAAGCAUGCAGAGAGAAAAUUUACAGAUAUUAAAGAUUUACAUCCCAAUUUGGAAAACCAGUGUGUAUGGUUAAGAGGACGUUUACAUACCAGUCGUGCUAAAGGUAAACAGUGUUUUAUUGUUUUAAGACAACAAUCUUAUACAGUACAAGGCUUGGCUGUGGUUAAUGAAAAAGUCAGCAAACAAAUGAUUAAGUUUAUAUCCAAUAUAACCAAAGAAUCCAUUGUUGAUGUAGAGGCAGUUGUAAAACGUGUUCCUUCUAAAAUUGAAUCAUGUACACAAAAUGAUGUAGAGGUUCACAUUGAAAAAGCUUUUGUAGUAAGUGCUGCAAAACCACAAUUACCUUUACAAAUUGAGGAUGCUUCAAGACCUGUAGGAGAAGCUGAUGACAAUGCUCUAAACAUAAAAGUAAAUCAAGAUACUAGAUUGGACAAUAGAGUUUUGGAUUUAAGAACUCCAGCUAAUCAGGCUAUAUAUAGAGUGGAAGCUGCUGUUUGUAAAUUAUUUAGAGAUAUACUUACAAAUAAAGGUUUUGUUGAAAUUCAUACACCAAAAAUUAUAUCUGCUGCAAGUGAAGGUGGAGCAAAUGUAUUUACAGUGUCAUAUUUUAAAGGAAACGCUUAUUUAGCGCAGUCUCCUCAACUUUAUAAACAAAUGGCAAUAGCAGCUGAUUUUGACAAGGUUUUUACUGUAGGAGCAGUUUUUAGAGCUGAAGAUUCUAAUACGCACAGACAUUUGACGGAAUUCGUUGGUCUCGAUUUAGAAAUGGCAUUUAAAUACCAUUAUCAUGAAGUGGUCGAUACUAUCGGACAAAUGUUUACAGAAAUGUUUAAGGGUCUUCGUGACAAUUACGCAGCUGAAAUUGAGGCUGUACGUCAGCAAUAUAAUGUAGAGCCGUUUAAGUUUCUGGAUCCGCCUUUGAAAUUAGAAUUUAAUGAUGCGAUUGAAUUAUUGGCGGAAGCUGGCGUAACUUUAGGUGAAGAAGACGAUUUAUCUACGCCCGAUGAAAAAUUAUUGGGUAAACUUGUUAAGGCAAAAUACGAUACGGACUUUUAUAUUUUGGAUAAAUACCCGCUAGCUGUAAGACCAUUUUAUACCAUGCCAGAUCCAAAUAAUCCUAAAGUAUCAAAUUCUUACGACAUGUUUAUGCGCGGUGAAGAAAUUAUUUCUGGUGCACAACGUAUCCAUGAUCCUGAACUUCUUACAGAACGUGCAAAACAUCAUGGAAUUGACAUAGAAAAGAUAAGAUCAUAUAUUGAUGCAUUUAAAUAUGGCUGUCCUCCUCAUGCUGGUGGUGGAAUUGGAAUGGAACGUGUUGUUAUGUUAUAUCUUGGUUUGGACAAUAUCAGAAAAGUUUCCAUGUUCCCUCGCGAUCCUAAACGUCUUACGCCAUAA
Habropoda laboriosa is the source of this 1734-nucleotide messenger RNA. It is a transcript of the gene AspRS, whose product is annotated as aspartate--tRNA ligase, cytoplasmic. The record is from RefSeq and is a predicted model, not a curated record. Gene Ontology annotation, cellular component: aminoacyl-tRNA synthetase multienzyme complex; cytosol; cytoplasm. Gene Ontology annotation, molecular function: aspartate-tRNA ligase activity; RNA binding; ATP binding. The transcript has 12 exons. Gene Ontology annotation, biological process: aspartyl-tRNA aminoacylation. The coding region runs from base 145 to 1734 and encodes 529 amino acids. NCBI's taxonomy places the organism in Eukaryota, Metazoa, Arthropoda, Insecta, Hymenoptera, Apidae.